Branchiostoma floridae (Florida lancelet) is the source of this 1685-nucleotide messenger RNA. RefSeq lists its product as uncharacterized. NCBI's taxonomy places the organism in Eukaryota, Metazoa, Chordata, Leptocardii, Amphioxiformes, Branchiostomatidae. The coding region runs from base 522 to 1685 and encodes 387 amino acids. The transcript is spliced from 4 exons. The record is from RefSeq and is a predicted model, not a curated record.
ACUGGAAAACCAGUGCUGAGGCCGAUUCGACCCAUUGAUUCAGCACUGGAACACCAGUGCGGAACCCGUUACUUUUGUAUACUUGCAUUAUAUCUGAGUAAAAAAAGAAAAACUUAAACCAUUGAGGGGAUAAAUUUGUGACAAACAUAUAAUUAAGCAACGCCAACCAGGUCAAAUAGAACGGCAGAAAAAUACUACCCGAAACCAAGCCUACCCACCUUUAACCUUUACAAAUCCAUCCGCACCGACCGCUUCACUCAAGACAAGUGUCUCCCUACGCCCGAAUAAUCGACGAAAGUUUUGAUUUUCUAAACAACCAAAUCAUCGGAUACAAUCUAUUCGCUGUCCAAUCCACCUUGGAGCUGCCAAAGUUGCGCCAUUAUUAGAUUUGCACAGAGGAAUGUCUUCAUCUUGUGUGUUUGUUCUUUUCUUUUGCUGGGGACUAAUUUGGACAGUGACGUCAUCGAAAGUUGCCAGAAUACCCGGAAGAAAGUUACUUACGUUCACAGUUUGUAGCCGCUAUGGAUCCGCUACACCGACAAGUUAUCCUGGACUGCUAUGACGACAUUAGCCGUGACAUGGACCCGGUACAAGCCCUGCGGUACAGCACGGUCCACUGGAGGGACGGAGACCCGGGGUUCAUCCGGGCCAAGGCGAGAACAGAGGGGCCACACUGCGGCGCCAGGGCGCUACUGGACAAACUGUUGGAAUUACCGUAUGACGCUUUUGACGACUUUGUUGAAAGCUUGAGGGAAGUUCCAUACCGUCACCUUGUCAGUCAGCUACUAGAGAGUCGGACACGUCUUCACACAGCUGUGAGGAGAGGAGAGAAAAGAAAGAAAGAUCUUGGACGGUGGCCACAAGAUGUCACAAAGUGGUCCAUGAAACGACUAGGUGCCGUUAGUAUGCUCCUCACAACCUUGAUGAUCUGUGCUUGGAUAGUCACUGUUUACUACACUGACGGAAUGAACGACACACCCUUCAUGGUUUUCUUUCCUCGCCGUAUGAAGACUUUCGUGGGACGAGAAGAUGUCUUCGGCAAGAUCGACGCGUGUCUUGAACAGAACCGGACCUGUCUCAUCAGAGGGUUGGGCGGAGUCGGGAAGACAUCAUUGGCUAUUGAGUACGGACACAGGCGUGCGGAGAGGUACCCUGGUGGGGUGUUCUGGGUCAGGUUAGCGAGUAAGGGCGACCUGUGUGCUAGUAUCAGUCACUACAGCUCUUACGUUAGUCUAACCAGGGAAGAAUCUGUACACUCUAGUGAUAAAAUGAGCUGUAAGUCUGUAACAAUACAGUUUAGAAAGUACCUGACAAAGUCACGAUAUUGGUUGCUAGUAGUUGAUGGGGCAGUCAGAGAAACCAUGAAAGAGUUGGAGUCCCUACUUCCCCACAGCAUCACAGAGACAAUGCAUAUUCUUUUGACCUCCCAGGAAAACCUAAGACUUGAUAAGGAGCGUAUUUCAGUGGUCAGUCUCCCUCCGUUCAGCGAUACUGAGGCCCAGGCAUUGUUUAACAAAACAGUCAGAUCUAGCGGUAAAGAUGACCGUAGAUGGGUGGAGAGUCUAGGCAGAUCGCUCGGCCAUCACCCAUUGGCCCUACAGCUGGCGUAUGCAUACAUUGAAACAACCGGCUGCUCUAUCAAAGAAUAUCAUGACAAAUACACCAGAGCUAACGCCGUUGUCUGA